This is a messenger RNA of Pocillopora meandrina, 5862 nucleotides long. Lineage: Eukaryota; Metazoa; Cnidaria; Anthozoa; Scleractinia; Pocilloporidae. The record is from the annotation of a GenBank genome assembly.
AUGUCAAACUUAGAGCUACCAAGCCGAAGCUUACCUGCUGUCAUAACUGAGGCAAUUGCAUGCGUUUCAUUGAACAUCACAAGCAUCAUUGGAAACAGUCUGGUUUGUAUAGCAGCAUACAGAAACACAAACCUGCGAUCAACCACAAACCUGUAUAUUAUUGCUUUAGCGGUCAGCGAUCUGCUGUGUGGAACAGUAGAAAUGACGUUAGCUUCUGCAACGCUAAUCGUCGGAAGAUGGGAGUUUGGCGACGCUUUAUGCCAAUUUCAAGGCUUUGUUGAUAUGUUCACCUCUCACGUGACCCCAGCAACGCUUGGUUUGACAGCAAUUAACCGCUACGUGAAAAUUGUAAAGACAAGCCAUUACAAGAGGAUUUUUUCGCCCCGCAGAUCUAAGAUAUGGCUGAGUUGCUUGUGGCUUUCCCUUGCACUUUACCUGUUGAUUGCCCGUGCCACAAAUUGGGUUAAAAUCGAUUUUAUUCAAGGCUACGCAAUGUGCUCCUUUCAUUACCCAACUAGUGAAAGUCAAAUCGUUCAUUAUUCCAUCACUGUUGGAUUACUUUUUGUUUUACCGUUGUGUGUCGGCAUUUUCAGUUAUUAUAAGAUAUUUCUGAAAACCCAUGAGCAUCAACAGAAUGUAGUGUCAUCGCUACGGAACCGUACUGACAAUGCUGCAGUAAGCAACGCAGUGAAAGAAAUAAAGCUUACUCGAAUGUUGCUCCUUAUGGCAGCGGGAUUUUUGUGUUGCUGGAUACCAAUGUGGGCACUUGUCCUCUGGUUUCGCUUUUCCCCUGAAACCAGCUCAAGAAUUACAGCAUUGCUUGCCACGUUUUUCUUUUAUAUGAGUGCUGUAAUCAAUCCCAUUAUUUACGCCUUUACAAAUGAUGAGUUCCGCAGGGAGUUUCGCAAACUGCUCUGUUGCCGCCGUGAAAGGUCAAGAAUUGUGCUAAAGAAAGCUGCUGCGUUUACUAACAACGAUCUCGUCGAACGAGAGGAACAAGAAGCAAACUUUUGAGUCUAGCGAAUUUGUGUUAUUCCAUUCUUUUUUAUAUUUUUUAUUACGGUUGCUUUGUUUUUUUUGUUUUGUUUUUCUUUUUUUGCUGUUGGUCGGUUUUGUUUUUUUUUUUUCUACUAUGCUUGGGCUCAGAUUUCUCAAAGAGGCAGACACGAGGGGAACCAGUCGGAUAAUUUAUAUACGCCUUAAAAAAGAGAAAGUAGUAAGAGAGUAGAGAGAGAGAGAGAGAGAGAGAGAGAGAGAGAGAGAGAGAGAGAGAGAGAGAGAGAGAUAGAGAGAGAGAGAGAGAGAGAGAGAGAGAGAGUAAUAUCGCCUUUUUGAAAUUUCAAACAAACCUGAUUAAAAAAAAUCAAAUUACUGGCCUCGACUUGAGUAGUGUCUUUUGAGGUGCUGAUUUAGUUAUUGUUUGCCAAGAAAGCUUCUUAAAUGAAUGUCGAAAGCGAUGUUGCUCGCACCAAUCAGACCGCGCUGUCUAACAUUAUAAACUAUUUAUGGUGACUUCUCCUUGCCUAGUGCUGAACACGAGAAGACGACAUCAGUUCACUUCUAAAUUGUGGAAGGGUUGUGAGUACGAAUUGGAUAGAUUUUGCUAUGCGUGCGGUGAAAAUACAAUGAACUGAAUUUGAAUACUAGAUUGAAUAAUCUGAUAGCAAACACGAUAUAAAAGCGUUCAGUGUAACCUUUUGCUUCUUCGGAAGUUUAAUUUAUAACGUCAAAGCUUUUGUCCUUAACCGGGUAGUUUCAGAUCCAAGGGCAUGAUGGUUAAAAGGAAAAUAAAUUAAUUUUAUUCGACUUUCCGUUUGUUAACAGCCAGCUUCUAAAGCAGAAUAACUUUCCCCUGAGUUUCUCUUUCUGAUGCCUGUGAUGUAAUCAGCAACUUAUUCGUUAUCAUCGAACAUAUAUUUUUUCUAAAUUCAUAACAAAUUGGCACAAAAUGCUUUUAGUUGAUUAGAGGUGACACCCAGUCGUUUAUGAAAAACUACAAGAGGACCAGAAAAACUCCAGUUCGCAAAGAAAAAAAUGAAAGUUGCGGUUGAAAGAGUGCAAUAACCUUUGGAGAUAUUUCACCCAAUCAUUUACAUGAAUAAUUUUCCAUAUGCGCGCUUUCAUUUGCAACCAUGAUUACAGCAUAAUUAAUAGCCGCCUACUAAGAACGUUAUAGGAUAUUUCGGAAUCAGUUUCAGAAGUCUUUUACACUUAAAAAAGAAUCAAGAGAACGGAAUUGAUGCUCUCUGGGGUGAUUGCUUUUUUUUUCUUACUGAGGCACUCCUACCACUCAUCUGUCAUGGAUAAGUGUGAAUGCAUUUUGUAAACGCUUUCAGUGGAACAUGGGACGCCGAGAUAAACCAAAGGUUAAAACAUUUUCGUCGGAAAACGUCCUUCAAAGACUUCAGAUGCCGGCUGUUAGAGCUCCAAGUUCUAUGCCCUUAAAGAUGUAUGCCGUAAAAAUACAUAUAGGAAUAACUGUUAUUCAAAUCAAGUCCUCAACAAUAUCUUGUUUGCCAGACUUUAAAAUUCCCUUUUACUUCUAGAAAGACACUAACUUAUAUGGACUGAAAUACAGACUUUCUUAACACAAAUCAAUAUCAGUUUGAUGUAGACAAGUUGAUUCGCCUGGUUCAAAGCUCUGCAGCCAGGUUACAAAUUUACGAAUGAAAUGCUCUUCUAACAUCGACAUAGGCAAAUUUGAGCACAGACAACGUUGAAGUAGGAAAAAGGAUACGAGCAUUGACUAAGCGACAUUCCCUAAAGAGAGGUAUAAAAAAUAACUUUUAUUUAGAGCUUUAAAGUUAUAAUAUGUGGUGAAAAUAAAUAGAAUUUGAAAAAAGAAACCAGCAAAGAGUUAAAAAUUAGCGCCUGACAAUAUCAAUGACGUAACAGUGCUAAUAAUAGCUCGCAACGAUACCUGCAAGACUUUCUACGUCGACAAAAUAGUUCCCGAGUAGAUUUUGAGAUGGAAAACAUGUUAGAGGGAGAUUUCGUUCGUCAAACGUCAAACAUAAUUGCUUAGGACCCCUGUAGAUGGCCUAAAGGUUUCGUUUUUUAAGGUUAGGCACAUUUACUUUAUAUCAUAGUGUUGCCUUGUCUUUGUGAUUACGAUGGUGUGUUUUUCGUUUUUGUUGCUGUUGUUGUUAGUUUUUUUUUUGUUUUUUUUGUUGAUUUAUUUAUUAAUUUAUUUUUGCAUAUCGUUUGCAUACAUUUUUCAUAUUUAAAAAAAAAGGGUGAAAUGAGUGCGCCCACUUUAAGACAUUAUUUCUCCGGACUGGUAUAAGGGUUAGGGCUGAAAUGUUUAUGGGGAUCUAAAAUAAGAGUUGACAAGAUUUGUGCAAUGUAAAGUACUACUCUUAACCUCAUAUUUUGUGCGAGAUAUCAGUUUUCGAUAUUUCGGUGCGCUCUCCCUUCUUCACUUAUUAUUCGAAAGUCAUGUUUAAGCGGUUUUUUUGUCGAUAUAACGAAACGGAUUGCAAUGAAAAUCAUAUUGGCGCAAAGUUAAGUUAUUAGGCUUUAUUUAGGUGUGAUUUUUAUUUAGUUUCUAAGGUGGUAAAAUAAUAAAGAGUCACAUAUCUUAACAAUGAAAUUAAGAGAUCCUCACAGCUAUGAACACUACUAAAAUGAGUAGUUUUAAAUAGGACCUGAAAAAAAUUCAGGCUCGUACGGGAAUUGAACCCAUGACCUUUGCGAUACCGAUGCAGCGCUCUACCAAUGGAGCUAACAAGCCAUCUGGGAGCUGGCCAAUGAAUUGGGUCCAAUUAAACAUCCAAGUGAAUGAUGAUUUUGGAUAUAUGAAAAUUCAUACAUUUGCACUGCGGUGGAAAUUAAGAGAUCCUCGCAGCUAAGAACACUACUGAAACGAGUAUAUAUAAUAUAUAUAUAUAUAUAUAUAUAUAGGAAGUCUGCAAGUCGAUUUUCGCGUGGAACAGUGCUCAAUACGUUGAAGCAGAGCAGAAUAAAUAUUAUGAGAGGAAAAAACGACGCAACUACAUAUCCCGACAAGCCUGUUUCGUGAAUCGCUUCACUCUUUAGGGGUUUAAACCCCUGAAGAGUGAAGCUAUUCACGAAACAGGCUUGUCAAGAUAUGUAGUUGCGUCGUUUUUUCCUCUCAUAAUAUAUAUAUAUAUAUAUAUAUAUAUAUAUUCAUAUAUCUAAAUUUUGACCAGCUCCCAGUUGGCUUGUUAACUCAAUUGGUAGAGCGCUGCACCGGUAUCGCAGAGGUCAUUUUCCCAUACGGGGCCUGAAUUUUUUUUUUCAGGUCCUAUUAACCAUUAAUCGUUUCAGUAGUAUUCUUAGCUGCGAGGAUCUCUUAAUUACAUCUCUCCACCGCAGUGCAAAUAUAGGAAUUUUUAUAUAUCUAAAAUCAUCAUAUCUUAGCAACUUUUUAUUGAAAUUUGGUCUAGCUUUUGCUAUUAAUUUCUAAGGGUGCAUGCUCCAUUUACCUUGAAAGUGUCUACUGAUAUUGACGAAUGUAUUGACUAAACAGCCGUGUAAAUUGUGCCUAGUUUGAAUAGAUUGACAUAAAGUUAAAUGUGGUUAAAAAGGAGGCUUUGGUUCCCUGAUCCCGCCCUUGUCGUAUCAAAUGACAAGAAUGUUAUCCUGAGAUCUGAGAGAAUUCGUGGGGCACUCCCCGGAGGUUCUCUACUCCAGCUCGUGUUUAAUCCCUGACAAAACUCAAGGACCUUCUGGGGGUAUCAUCGAUUAACCAGCUCGACUCAUUUUUGCUAGGAUGUUUACAUCUAUAGAGCGGUUUAAUAAUUAAAGUUUUAAAAUAUUUACAAUUCUAUGUACAGCAGUAUUUGCAAUAAAUAAAAGAUGUAAUUGAGCGGUUUAUAAGACAAUUCUAUCUACGUUGAGGGUUGCAGAGGUCAGGAUUUAUUUGAAGGCCUGCCUCCUUCAGAAAAAAAGUUUUUAACUUUUUAAUAGCACCUGACCUCUCUCUCCUGGGCCAGGAUGUGUUUUAACGCAUAAUCUUCCCGAAACAAAUAGCAUUGUCCAUCGUCCUUAAAGAAUGAGUGGUCCUCUUCUUCCUGGUCAAAGUGAGGCCUGAUGUUACUGGUGUAGAUUGACAUCCACCUGUGCAGCGUCUUAUCUGCCGGACCUUGGUGGUUCGUUGUCUUGUGAUGGUCGACAAGCAACGUCCACAUCUUUGUGGCCAUAAGGGAAACUGCCUGGUCGAAACGCUGCACAAGCGCGUUCUCCAGUGGCCCAGGUCGAGAUGCAGCUGUCCCUUCUGUAGAUGGUGUCCAUGUCCUCUGCUUGGAGAAACUAAAAUGUUCUGCGUACUUAAAUUUCAUAGACAACCUUGACCAAUUGGCAGAAGUUAUAUCAAAUUAUUCUAAAUUUAAAUUGUUUCCUUAACGUUCAAACAACCAUUGGACUUAAUAAGACCAAAAUCCGUCGCAUUCUGUUAGUGUGAGAGAGAUUCAUUGGAAGUGCAUUUUUCGAGCUAGUUUUAGCCUUACACCCAGUGAUUUGAUGUGGGGGCUCUAAUACCUCAAGGAUUAGCCAGGAACCCGAACUACUUUGGAUUCUUGAAUAAUUCAUUGACCCUCACAAACUGUGAAAGUUUGAAAGAAAUCGGUGAAAUGGCAUGUAUCACGCCUGCCUGGUCCUCACGUGGACAGUUUCUUAAGCCAUUAAUUCACCUAUAUGUUUACUUAUUAGUUGUUUUUGUUGAUUUUAUUUUGUGUAAUCAGUUGGUAAAUGUCAGACCUAGAGCUACCAAUACGAAGCUUAGCUGCUGUCAUAACUGAAGCAAGUGUAUGUGUUGCUUUGAGCGUCACAUGCAUCAACCGAAACAUUCUGGUUUGUAUAGUAGCAUACAGAAACACAAAACUGCAAUCAACUACCAAC